AUGCCGGUCUUGCAGGAGUAUUGGACACACGUCGUCCAGACGUAUCCCCCAAAUUGGAUCGAAUUGGGGAUUGUACUAGGAGCACAAGUCCUCGGCUACUGGCUUCCCUCAGCAAUCUUCCUGGCAGUGGACCUGGGCUUUCCCAGAUGGAGUUCGGAACAUAAACUACGGUCGGAGAAACGCCAGCCAUCACUCAAGAGCAUUCUACAUUGCUUGCGAUAUGUGAGCAUCAGCUUCGCGGUUCAGACCAGCAUUCAGCUCUUGAUGCAGAUGGACUUCUCUUGGGCCGGUGGCAAGUUGGUCGUGAGGAAGAAGGCCAACCCUACGCCGUUCAGGGGCCUACGCUUCACGAAUUCACUGCGCAUUUCCUCUUCGCCAUCGUCGCCCGCGAGCUUCUCUUCUACACCGCUCAUCGACUACUCCACCAUCCAAGACUCUACCCUCACAUCCACAAGAAACACCACCUCUUUGCCGCACCCAUGA
This is a messenger RNA of Lecanosticta acicola, 483 nucleotides long. Lineage: Eukaryota; Fungi; Ascomycota; Dothideomycetes; Mycosphaerellales; Mycosphaerellaceae. The record is from the annotation of a GenBank genome assembly.